AGUAUUCGAUUAUUUCUAGAACUGUUUAUUUCUAUUUGUGUCAAUGUUGCUAAAUAUUUUUGCUUUAGUUUGUGUUCUUCUAGUAAAUGUUGAGGGUCACAUUGUCCGACGUGAUGAAUCAUCGUCAACAAGCGCAGCUCCCAACAUCCUGGAAUCUUUCCAGAAAAACUUGGAACAAUUCAAAAACUGUAUAGAUCAGAGCCUUGCAAAAACAGUGGAACAAGUCAAUGAAAAACAAUUACAGCCAGUAUUGACUGUUUUAGGCGAUUCUUUGAAUAGGGUUUCUAAAGCCUUCGACGACUUGGCUGCAUCAACGCAAAGCCCCAAAAACAAUAACUAAAAUACGGUCGUACACAAUUAUGUGCUGUUUAUUUAAUACAUUUAUAUGUAUAAGAAUGAUUGAAUGAAAUU
Hyposmocoma kahamanoa is the source of this 411-nucleotide messenger RNA. RefSeq lists its product as uncharacterized. Bases 44 to 340 code for a protein of 98 amino acids. Lineage: Eukaryota; Metazoa; Arthropoda; Insecta; Lepidoptera; Cosmopterigidae. The transcript is spliced from 3 exons. The record is from RefSeq and is a predicted model, not a curated record.